Messenger RNA from Hyaloscypha bicolor E, 270 nucleotides. Its product is annotated as ankyrin. Gene Ontology annotation, molecular function: protein binding. The record is from RefSeq and is a predicted model, not a curated record. NCBI's taxonomy places the organism in Eukaryota, Fungi, Ascomycota, Leotiomycetes, Helotiales, Hyaloscyphaceae. The annotation marks the transcript as partial. The transcript has a single exon.
GUCUCCUUGCUUCUAGACGGAGGAACGGACGUUAACGCAAGGUCAGACAAUGGAUGGACAGCUCUAAGUCGAGUUACCCAUGACCUGGACUCAAAUACUGCUCGGAUGCUCAUUGAGCGUGGUGCAGACGUCAAUACGUCCACACUGGAUUCAUUGACGCCACUGCAUAGAGCUGCAAAGACACCUUCGCUGUAUACUUUGCAAAGCCUCCUCUCCCAUUCUGCCAACCCCAAUGCAGUCUCUGCGGAUGGAGAGACUCCACUGAGCCUG